AUGGAAUCCAGGGAAAAUAUUGCCAAUGUUGGAGGCAGUAGUAGUGAGGGAACUGGCCCUAAGGCUGGCAGUGACUCCACGAAUGUUCUACGGGAUUUUGCUCAGCAGCUAAUGGCUGAGGUGGUUCGGAUGAAUAGGGGGCACAAUCGUCUUGCGGCUAAGCUGGGUUGUUCUAUUGAUCAGUUCACCCGGCUGAAGCCUCAUGUUUUCAUGGGAAGUGUAAACCCGGUUCAAGCUGAAAAUUGGAUCGGGAAGAUUGAGAAGAUACUGGACGUCCUAAACUGCACUGAAAAGCAGAAGGUGGAUUUUGCAACUUUUAAGUUGCCAGGCGAAGUAGAAAGAUGGUGGAAGUCUAUAAGAAUGCUUGAGGAGCAUCGACCCAUUCCAGUGGCGAUAUCGUGGGCCCAUUUUAGAGAGUUGUUCUUUGGACAGUACUUUCCAACCACGGUUAGGAGAUUACUUUUGGAGGGAUGCCAAGGGUAUCUGGCAUUUGUGAAAGACACGCCGGCAAGGGAACGUGAAUUGGAAAAGAUUCAUGUUGUGUGA
This is a messenger RNA of Malania oleifera, 546 nucleotides long. RefSeq lists its product as uncharacterized. The record is from RefSeq and is a predicted model, not a curated record. The transcript has a single exon. Lineage: Eukaryota; Viridiplantae; Streptophyta; Magnoliopsida; Santalales; Ximeniaceae. Bases 1 to 546 code for a protein of 181 amino acids.